UCUAUUACAAAAUAGAUUAUGUAUCAUGUAUGUGGUAAGGCUUUAGCCUUCCCUCUUCAAUUCACGAACUCCUUGAACGUAAAAUUUUAACUCCAUAUUGUUCAGAUUUCUGGCUCCGCCGCACUGGACAUAAUGAAUUUGUGGUGUUUGACUUACCUUGCAGGUGCUAACGGGAGCUCUGAGCAGAGCAGAAGCGAGAAGCAGAGCCGCAAGGCGAUGCUGAAGCUCGGCAUGGAGCCUGUUACAGGUGUUUGCAGGGUCACCUUCAAGACAACCACGAACAUACUAUUUUUCAUCUCGAAGCCAGAUGUGUUCAAGAGCCCCAGCUCGGAUACAUAUGUCAUAUUCGGCGAGGCCAAGAUCGAAGACUUGAGCUACCAGCUGCAGAGAUUAUCCUACCCUGCUGCAGUUGCUACUGCGGUGGAUGAUGGCGAUGAUGCUGAAGAAGAUGAUGAUGACGAGGAUGAAGAUGAUGAAGAGGUCGACGAGAAUGGAAUCGAUCCUCGAGAUAUCGAUCUGGUCAUGACACAGGUGGGAGUUUCAAGGGCUAUGGCCUGCAAGGCUCUCAAGACCCACAGCGGCGACAUUUUCAAUGCCAUCAUGGAACUCACAUCACCACUUAGAGACUGCACUAUCCACUAUUCAGCAAGCAAGUGACUGCUGCUUUUUUUUUAUUUCUCCGGUUGUAGUUUAGAAUUGCUCCUGUCGAGUUUAUUGGUACGAAUUGGUUCUUGACAUUACGUGCUUUUGAAUCAUCUAUCUGCCACCAUGUUGCCUUGAUCAGCAUUCAUUUGAACUGCCCUCUUGUUCAGUUAAUUAUCGAAGGACUUGAACGAAUACUAGCUUCUGUAAUGCAUCUAGUCUAAACUGAAGAAUGAAUUAGUUCAAGGUUUAAACACCAUUGCACUAAACGCAAUCUCCCUGUGUAGGCAAGUUUGAUGAGGCUACUGAGGACACUGAAGUUCUGCCAUCUCUUUUUCCCCAUGGAAUGUCGUAGAGUCAAGCCCUCCACUUUGUUAUCAAUAUGUUCGCGAGCAAUCAUCGAUGGAACUGGCACCACGACAACUUGAACAUUGGAGUCAACAAUCAACUUACUAUAGUCCGAUAGUUACGAGCUCGAUAGAUGCUCCCCUUUGCAUAUGCCUUCCAGCCUGGACUUGGUAACAUCGAUCACCUCGAAGAUUCGGGUUGUUGGCACUUGGCAGGGGAGUCUCUCUUCAAUCGCAUCAAUGGAGGGAUAACCAUUAACCAGAGUAACAGAUCAUAAACCAGCCAUAACCAACUACACCAUGAAACCAUUCAUGCAUAAAUAAUGAAACAUCUUACACCAAUACUAUGAAACCUGAAAAAUCAAGAUAUUGUAAGUACGAUUGAAGACACAUAUAUAUGCCUAAAAUGGUUACACAGAAUAAAAUCAAUCUAUAUAGUAAUUAAUGUUAAUAAUACAUUGAAAUCCAUGGAAGACCGUUAUGUGUAUUAAUAUGUUAUGCAUUUUAUUUUUAAUUACUCGUAUGAUGAGUGCCAUUAAGUUAUCAAUUGAAACAAGCAUAGAAAUCCCCAAAGAUUCUUCCCCAAAAAAUUUGUUUAUCAUAAACACCAGAUACGUGAAUCUCAGACAAAGCAAGAAAGAGUUUGUUGGUUUGUUUGGCGAGUGACAUUACAUUGCAACUAGUGAAAAUGAAUGAACGAACCAACCCAAUAGACAAUGAAGAGCCAAAUAUUGGUUGAUUUGUUAAUCUAUUGAUUAACCUUCAUUACUGCUUCAAUGUUUGUGAGAGUGGCUAGAUGGGUGACCACAACCACGGGAAUCAAGUCGUAAGAUAGUAUGUACCUUGAACUCGGCAACUCUAGUUCCUUCUUCGAUUUGCACGAUCUUAAAUGCAUGUGAAGGAUGAUUAGCUGGAAAAUCCAAGUUCUUGAACCUCUGGUCCAUCAACCAACAACCAAACAUCUGAACUAUGUUUCCUCGCCUGAUAAUUCCUUCAAUUUGCAUGAUCUUAAAUGCAUGUGAAGGAUGAUUAGCUAGAUAAUCCAAAAUCUUGAACCUCUAGUACAUCAACCAACAACCAAACACCUGAAAUAUGUUUCCUCGCCUAAUAAUCAUCUCCAUUAACUAACAAUACUGACUUUUGGGGGUUACAAAUAUCAGCUACAAAACUACGUUACAAAAGCAUUAACUGGUAAACACCUUUUCAUUACAAUACUAACUAUGGUCGUUUUCAGUAUUUGGUAUAACCAUAUUGUUUCUUCCAAUACAACAGUAUGCUUGGUUGCCUUGGCAUUUAAUUAGAUUUGAGUUUCUCUGACUAAGCUAAUUGUUGCGUUGUGAAUUCAUCAAUAAACACAUUUGUUUUGGCAUUUUAUGUCUUAUGUUUGUGUAGACCCAUCAAAUUAACUUCUUAUAUAAUCAAACUAGCUAGCAUAUAUAUAUAUCUGACCUCACUAGACAUAAAACUUUGAAAGCGAC
Molecule: messenger RNA, 2467 nt
Organism: Linum trigynum
Lineage: Eukaryota; Viridiplantae; Streptophyta; Magnoliopsida; Malpighiales; Linaceae
Source: the annotation of a GenBank genome assembly